UUUUCCCCGCUCAUUUUGCAGUUGAAAGUGUUUGUGUGUGAGUAUGUGAGUCUGUACAAGUGUUUGUGUGUGUGCGUGUGUGUGCGCCCCUCCUACCCUCACUCCUCUCCGUGAAAGCCACAGUUUGUUGGUAGUUGGUGCUGAAGCGCUCAGAAUCCGCUGGCCGCCGGGGAGAGAGACGCACCGGGAGCCUCGACGCACGAAUCCACCGUCAGAAAAUGACCGUAGAGAGAGUAUUCGACGAGCUCGGGCAUUUCAACAGAUUUCAGGCAUGUCUGUAUUUUGCAGCGGUCUUCCAGGCCAUAGCUUGUGGGAUCCACUACCUAGCCUCUGUUUUCCUGGUGGAGGCUCCAAAUUUUGUAUGCAGUGUGCCCGGCAACAUCACUGAUGUCCUGUACGGUAAUCUGACGGGAUCCAGUCUGGAAGAAAUCCUGCCGGUCUUCAAAUCAGCGACUGGGCCCUUGGUGGUGAGGACGGCUGAAGGAGAACAGUGGGAGCUCAGUCGAUGUCGCUGCGCCCUGCGCAUCAACCCAACAGACUUUACCUAUGACUUUGAUGGCAACAAAACAGUGAAAGCCUGUGGUGGGAACUUUGUUUACGACAAAACCGAAGUUCACCAAAGUAUUGUGACGGACUGGGACUUGGUAUGUGAAAAAGAGUGGCUGGCCAAGCUGUGCCAGCCCACCUUCAUGCUUGGGGUGCUGAUCGGAGCGCUGGUGUUUGGCGACGUUGCUGACAGAGUUGGUCGUGUGAGGAUUCUGAUGUUCACCAGCCUCUGUCAGUUUGGGCUCGGAGUGGCUGUAGCCUUCUCUGGAAACUACUAUUUUUUUGUGGUGCUCCGCUUCCUCCUUGCCAUGGUGUCCAGUGGCUACCUCGUGGUGGUGUUCGUCUAUGUUACAGAAUUCACUGGCAUCAAGGUACGCACAUGGACCUCCAUGCACGUGCACGCAGCUUUUGCGGUCGGAAUCAUGGUGGUAGCUCUGACUGGUUACUUGGUGCGGGUCUGGUGGAUCUACCAGAUCAUCCUCUCCAUAUGCACCUCGCCCUUCCUGCUCUUCUGCUGGAAGUUCCCUGAGACGCCCUUUUACUUGAUGGCCAAGGGCCGCUACAAGGAAACUCAGACCCUGCUGGAUGCGAUAGCCCGCUUCAACGGCCUUGAAUGCAGGCUGAAAGCAGAGGAGCUCCUAGAGCCAGAGGAGAGAGAGAAUGGCAGAGCUCUGCUGGAGCAGGAGGGAGAGGAGCGUCCAUCGCAGACUGAAAAGAAGCUGUCCAUCCUGGAUCUGUUUGGAAGCUGGAGGAUGGCGGGUCGUACAUGCACAGUGUGGGCAAUCUGGUUCAUCGGCAGCUUGGGCUACUACGUCUUCUCUUUAGGCUCAGUCAACCUGGGAGGAAACCAAUACAUUAACCUCUUCCUAGCUGGUGCAGUGGAGUUCCCCUCUUAUCUGGUUGGCUGUUUUGCAAUGGACCGGAUUGGAAGGAAGAAGACUUGUGCCCCAGCUCUGCUCCUGGCUGGAGUUGCUUGUAUGCUCAUCAUAGUGGUUCCUGGUGAUAUCCAAGCACUGGCCAUCGCUCUUAGCAUGAUAGGGAAGUUUGCCAUCGCCAUUGCCUUUGGUCUCAUCUAUCUGUACACUUGUGAGCUUUAUCCAACCAUCAUCAGGUCUCUGGCAGUAGGUAGUGGCAGUAUGAUGUGCCGUGUUGGCAGUGUGGUAGCCCCCUUCUGUGUGUACCUGGCUGAUGUCUGGAUCUACCUACCUCAGCUCAUCGUGGGAAUCCUGGCCUUCAUUAUUGGAGUGCUGACAUUGCUGUUGCCUGAGACCUUGGGCAAACCUUUAACAACCACCUUGGAGGAGGCAGAAGCUCUGGGACGCAAAAAAAAAGAUGGGUUGGAGAUGAAUCAACACGAAGCCAAAGCCUAAGCUGUGCACUGCUGGAAAAUCGGAGAGACAGACAUACGGAGAGAAUUGGACAGAAUGGAAAAACAGAAUGGAAGAAAGAGAGAAGAGAUGAUGGCUGCAGAAACUGAAACAGUAACAUCAUUGUUUUAUUGGAUUGCUGGAAAAAAUGGAAAAGAAGAACAAGAUUUUAUCAGAACUCUUGAAAUGACGCUCUUGUUGACAUUUUGUCCAGCAAAGUGACCACCAGUUUAAACCAUUUUGCCCUCACACAGAUAUCAGUAAUGAAACGAUUCGUCACAGAUACAGUGCAAUCAGAAUAGCCCGUGAGUUCAAUGAUCAAAAAAAUCACGUGCUGUGCGUGUGGAGUGUGUGUGUGCAUGCAUAACUUUUGUGUCCUUGGAAACAUGAAGGAAAGUAAAGGAUCAUUUCAGUUUAUGAUAACAAGUCUUAUUUUUGUAGUUUUGCCCAAUAUUUCUAUUAGUUAUGAUAAAAUUCUGCUCUACCAACACCAUCUUUAUCUUGAAAGAAACAGGGAGUCAAGCUUUAAGUAUAGCUAAAGUGUUGUUUUGUUUAAAAACUGUCUGAUCAUGUGGCUGCUCGUGUUUCUUUCAUCAUAGGACUCCUUUUUAGCAAUGUUUCAGUGUUCCCCGAUUUCAGCCUACUGGAGUACAGUGUUAAUAUUACUGAUAGGACCAAAACUGCAAAAAUAAGACUUCAUGUAAACCAAAGAAGUCAUCAUGAUUACGUCAAAUGCCUCAGUCUGAUUUGGUUUAAACCAGUGGUCCUAAUAGGUGCAGAUCAUGGCUGUGUUGUCUUUGUUUUACACACACAUUGAAAUGCAUCUCAUAUAUUACCACCAUCCAAACAACACGAUGUGUUAGUCUAACAUCAAAGAAGUGCCUUUGAUUUUUUUUUUUUAAGUCACCUUUUAAUUUUUUCAACUAUUUUUUUCUAUUUUUUCUCAGGGCAUCCACUUUCUGUUGUCACUGUGAAACUAUCAUUUUGAAGGUAUUUUAAUUUUACACUCUGCUUGAUAUUAUCCUCAAUUCCAUCUCAUUUAAGGUGCCGUUGCUGAGCUUUAACUUUGUUAUAUAAUGUGAGUGUAUGUCUGUGCAUGUGUGUAGGUUGGUGUCCUAGAUUUUUUCAUUCUUAUACCAGGUAUGAAAUCUAGAAGCUGGGCUUACAGAAGGAGAAGUAUAUAAAGUAAUACUGCAUUACGUCAGGUUCAAAAGUCAAGGUGUGAUCUUCAGAUGUUUGGACCAAAGACAGGAAUGAAGCACAACAUUGUGGAGUUGUAUUAACCUGCUUUUUUUGUUAGUACACUUCUAGCAUGUUUCUGUUUUAUAUCAAAUCAUUGUGUUGUGUUUUUAUCUGAAGAACAAAAAAAGUUAUGACAAUCAACUGGUUUCCUAACAGUGAUGACAUUUGAUCACCAGGCGAUGAAAGUACUCAGGUUCAGCAUUAAGUUCUGAACAGUUUUACAAUCAACAGUAAGAUCUUUUUUUAAAUGUAUAUAAAGUUGUCUUGUUAGUAUUAUUUUUAUUUCAUUGUGGAAAAA
Messenger RNA from Toxotes jaculatrix (banded archerfish), 3453 nucleotides. RefSeq names its product solute carrier family 22 member 16 (gene slc22a16). The coding region runs from base 219 to 1916 and encodes 565 amino acids. The transcript has 8 exons. Gene Ontology annotation, biological process: transmembrane transport. Lineage: Eukaryota; Metazoa; Chordata; Actinopteri; Toxotidae. The record is from RefSeq and is a predicted model, not a curated record. Gene Ontology annotation, cellular component: membrane.